Myzus persicae (green peach aphid) is the source of this 1349-nucleotide messenger RNA. RefSeq lists its product as uncharacterized. NCBI's taxonomy places the organism in Eukaryota, Metazoa, Arthropoda, Insecta, Hemiptera, Aphididae. The coding region runs from base 483 to 839 and encodes 118 amino acids. The transcript is spliced from 2 exons. The record is from RefSeq and is a predicted model, not a curated record.
UACAUCCUCGAAUAUCGAUGGAUUUUUUUAUAUUUAAAAUGGUGUCAAAAAGUUGUCUACGUGAUUCUAAUUUUAUUUAUUUAAUUGGUUAUCCAACUUCUCAAAUAGUCGAUAGUAAAUUACCAUCAAUUAAACAAGUAUUAUCAGUGCUUUUUUUAACAUGCGAAAAGUCAAAAUAAAUUUGAAAGAAAGUUCAAAAUUAGUAGUACAGGAAGUAGUAAUUUUUGGCAGAAGGCUCGUAUUCCAAUCAGUGCUGAACGAUAUUGUAUGAAUAAGUGACAACAUUUGUAUUUUGAAUGGAGAGAACUACAGAAAUCACAACAUAGAGACGUACAGAAACACAAACGAAAAAAAUUGAAUUAUUUUACUCGAAAUUGGAAGAUAUAUUUGAUAUAGAGGUUGUUAAUGCCUUAGAUUUAAUUAGAAGUCAAGAAGAUAGGGAUUUUUCAGUAUCCCAGAGACAACAUGGUCCCCCCGGAAGCAUGCUUGGAAUUGAUUUAAAUACUUAUUAUAAAGAAAAAAGAUUUGAUGAACGGAUAAGAAUGAAUAGCGAAAGAAAAAAAAGAACAUAUGAAGAAUUGGAAAUUACUCAUGAAUUUGUAAAUAAUGACGUGAUCUCAGAUGACGAAUCAAGUGAAAAAGAUGAUUUUGAAAAGCCAGGUCCGUCUCGGCAGAAUGAAAGUUUAACAGGGAGAAAAAAAGGUAAUGUUGAAAUAAUGACACCAAAACUUGCCGAUGCACUAGACCAAUGUAAAAUUAGCGAUAGGAACGCAGUGCAUAUUUUAAUUGCCUGUGCUGAAGCGUUGGGUAACGAUGCUAAUGAAUUAAUUAUUAAUUGAAACCUCAAUAAGAAUUUCCCGUUUAUCAUUUCGAAAAGCGCGGGCAGAUAACAUACGUAAAGAGUAUACAUUAUCUCGCGGUGAUUCAGUAAUUGUUCAUUGGGACGGGAAACUAUUACCAGCAUUGAUAUAGGUAAAAAACAUAUAGACAGGCUCCCUGUCAUUGCAUCUUGGUAAUGGUAAUGAACAAUUACCUACUUGGAGUGCCAGCUGCAGAUUCUGGAACAGCAAUAGAACAGGCUAAUGGAAUAUUUUAUUUACCAAAUGAUUGGUGUACCACGGCAAAAGUUCAAGCUUUUUGCUGUGAUACUAUGGCUUCUAAGUUUCUAACACUGGCGUAUUUAAGGGAACGCGUGUUCUAAAAUUUUAUACCUACCCUGCCGGCGUCACAUGUAUGAAAUCGUUCUAAAAAGCAUUUUUGAUGCAAAAUUCGGGUCAACUUCUGGACCAGAAGUACCAAUUUUUAGACGGUUUAAACUAUUUUGGGAUAACGUAAGCACUGCAAAUUUU